UUGUCAGCCGAUCUUACCUGUCAUGUUUGUUUCGGGAGAGUGUCUACUGGGUUUGCGCAGAUUACGAGCUGUCACGAGAAUCAUCCCAUCAGCACUUCCGUGUUCACAGACGCUUCUGAAGGCAGAAGACUGCACGCGUCUCAUCAUGAUCGCCAAAUUAAACUUCUGCUGUUUUAUUCUUUCUUUGAUGUUUAUGUGCUUGGAUGCGCAAUAUGUACCACCGUACACAGAAGAGUGCAGAAGUGGCAUGUAUCCUCCAAACGGCCCAACAUUUAAAGGUGAUGUGUCCUGGUACACUGUUGAUCUGGACCUACCACCAAGCAAAAGAUGGACAGAUGUUAUUACAGACAAAAAGAAUGCUAUGUCGAGCAUGAUUCAGGCUAUCAGAGAUCUAGCAGAUGCCUUUGUUCCCAGUGGGAAGCUCAUCGAACUUGUAGACAAAGAUUUGCCCUUGAUGGUGGACACCCUGCCUUAUCCGUUCAAUGAGGAGAUCAAAGGAAUAGCAUCAGUGUCUGGAGUUCCUUUGGGUGAGGUGUUGCUCUUCAACAUAUUUUAUGAGGUGUUCACCGUAUGCACUUCUCUGGUUGCACAGGAUGUCAAUGGCAAUCUCAUCCAUGCAAGGAACUUGGACUUUGGACUUUUCAUGGGAUGGGAUUUGAAGAACAGGUCAUGGAUCAUCACAGAGAAGCUGAAGCCACUUGUUGUCAACAUCGACUUCAGACGGAACAAUCAGACUGUCUUUAAAUCCACCAAUUUUGCAGGAUACGUGGGAAUGCUGACUGGCAUUCAUCAGCGCUCUUUCACACUCACUAUGAAUGAACGAUUCAGUCUGGAUGGAGGGUACAUCGGGAUUCUGGAGUGGAUCUUGGGGAAGAGAGACGGCAUGUGGAUGAGUUUUCUGACUCGAUCUGUGCUGGAGAAUGCAACUAGCUAUGAAAGUGCCAAGGCUCUGUUGUCUGACACUAAGCUGCUGGCUCCAGCCUACUUCAUCCUCGGAGGAAACCAGGCAGGUCAAGCCUGCAUUAUCACCAGAUCCAGAACACAUAACAUCAAUCCACUGGAGCUUGAUGUGAAGAAUGGCAGGUGGUAUGUGCUGGAGACUAACUAUGACCACUGGAAAGAGCCCCUGUUUUUGGAUGACAGGAGAACUCCUGCUAUGAAAUGCAUGAAUCAGACCACACAGAAUGAUAUCUCCAUAAAGACAGUCUAUGAUGUCCUGUCCACCAAGCCAGUCUUAAAUAAAUUGACCACAUACACUACUCUUAUGGAGGUGUCUAAGGGAUCAUUAGAGUCUUAUAUCCGUGACUGUCCUAACCCCUGCAUGCCGUGGUGACGGAUGACAUCUGGGAAAGCUGCAUUACUGGGAUGUUCUUAUGUUAGUGCGUAAUAAAAAUUUUAGCAUCAUUAAAAUCAGCAGUCAAACAUUUUAAAAGGUUUGCAACAUCUGCUUUUGAAAUCAUGUGGGUAUCAUCUGGUUUAAUCAAACUUAACAGUUGUCUAAAGAUGUGUGUAAUAAUGGGGGGGGGGGGGGUUCAAUCAAAUGUUUUUGUGGAUGUGACAUUUGUGUAUUUUUUUUGUAACUACGUAUUAGCAUAUAUGGAAAUGUGCACUAUGGAUAAUUAACACUACUGGUGCCUUGUAACUUUAACCUCAUCAGUGCCAACCAAAAUUGAAUGUACAAAAUUAAGCUGUACACACAUUUACACAACUAAUAUCAAUAAAUCAUGGAAAUUCA
Molecule: messenger RNA, 1735 nt
Organism: Megalobrama amblycephala (Wuchang bream)
Lineage: Eukaryota; Metazoa; Chordata; Actinopteri; Cypriniformes; Xenocyprididae
Gene: asah1b
Product: N-acylsphingosine amidohydrolase (acid ceramidase) 1b
Exons: 15
Coding region: 23-1333 (436 amino acids)
Biological process (GO): fatty acid metabolic process
Cellular component (GO): lysosome
Molecular function (GO): fatty acid amide hydrolase activity; N-acylsphingosine amidohydrolase activity
Source: RefSeq, a predicted model, not a curated record